Molecule: messenger RNA, 461 nt
Organism: Hibiscus syriacus
Lineage: Eukaryota; Viridiplantae; Streptophyta; Magnoliopsida; Malvales; Malvaceae
Exons: 4
Coding region: 47-370 (107 amino acids)
Source: RefSeq, a predicted model, not a curated record
CAUCAUCCGAUUCCCUUGCCCUAGCUUCCCAAGAAAUAACCCCAAAAUGGCUACAUUGACCGCAAUUGCAGCUCGUAGAGCAGCCACUCUAGCUCGGACGCCAGUUCCGUCUCAAGCCGCUUCUCUCAUUCCUCACCGUGGUCUUGCCGGCGCCACGGAUCACCAUGGACCUCCGAAGGUUAAUUUUUGGCAAGAUCCAAUGAAUCCAGCUCAAUGGAAAGAAGAACAUUUCGUUAUAGUCUCUUUAACUGGAUGGGGUCUGCUUUUUUUAGUGGAUACAAGUUCUUCACUAAAGGCAAGAAGGAAGAGAAGGCUGUGGAAACGACACACUAAAGAGGUUGAGGCUUUUAUUUUUUUUGUAUUUUUUUAAAUAUAUUUCAAGUAAUAAUGUGCGUCCGGAAAGUUCAUGUCCUUGGAUGUUUUUGCUUCAUUUUGUUAGAAAAUUAUUCGGUUUUCUUGUU